Ostertagia ostertagi is the source of this 483-nucleotide messenger RNA. NCBI's taxonomy places the organism in Eukaryota, Metazoa, Nematoda, Chromadorea, Rhabditida, Trichostrongylidae. The record is from the annotation of a GenBank genome assembly.
AUGUCACGAGCUGCGACAUGUGUCCCGAAGGAGAAGUGCCAGAUUCCGACGCAAAGUUUCUGUGUGCCGAUACCGCCUGUGUCCAUGCAAUGGGACUCCACGUGGGCAAUGGUUCCGGCAGGUUUCUCACUGCUCGGUUUGGCAUCGACCACAUUCGUCGUCGGCGUUUUCUUGAAGUUCUCCAACACUCCUGUGAUCAUGGCAUCUGGACGUGAACUGUGCUACUGCAUGAUCAGCGGUAUAUCGAUGUGCUAUAUCCUAACGUUCUUCCUUGUUUCACAGCCUUCAAUACCGACAUGUGCUCUCACGAGGGUUCUUAUGGGUCUGUCGAUGUCAGCUAUCUAUGCGGCCAUCAUCACGAAGACGAAUCGGCUUGCACGAGUCUUCAAGCCGGACAGUGCCCAACGACCACGGUUCAUCACACCAAGAGCACAAGUUAGUCGAAUCUUGUCUUUGAAUAUGUCUGCAGAAGUCAUUUUGUGA